AUGAACGGAAUAUUUGCAGCUGACCUUGCGGCGUAUCUGAUCCUCUCGCCGAUCGUCGUCUACAACUUCAUAACUCACCGAUGGACCGGGUUCUUAGCCUGGUACUCCCUAUCCAUGUUCUGUUCCGCUCGAGUUAUUGGAGGUGCUCUAGGGGUUCGUGACGCCAGCAGCAUGACAGCAAACAUAAUCCAGAGUGUGGGAGUCACGCCUCUAAUUCUAUGCGUUGACGGAUUGGUUCAUGAAGCUCGAACGUAUCGCUAUCCCUAUGCUAGUCGACGCCUCAACUGGUCCGUUGUGGUCGGGACAUCGGUCACCAUGGUGGUAGCUAUCAGUCUCUCCAUCAAGGCAUGUCUGGAUAUUUUCGAGGACAAAGCACAAUCCGACGAUCAUUCAUUAUGGAAGACUGGAUCAGCCCUAGUCGUUGUAGUUUGGAUCUUCCAGAUUGGGUGGUCGAUUUAUUCCCUGCAAUUCCAUGAUAAAGGUAUUCAAGGUCCGGGAUAUCAAGGCGGCACUGCGGUAAGUACUCCAUUUCUGCUAGAUGCUUCUCGGGUAAUCGGUUGA
Molecule: messenger RNA, 561 nt
Organism: Aspergillus luchuensis
Lineage: Eukaryota; Fungi; Ascomycota; Eurotiomycetes; Eurotiales; Aspergillaceae
Exons: 2
Coding region: 1-561 (186 amino acids)
Source: RefSeq, a predicted model, not a curated record